AUGUACGUUUCGACCUCGAAGACCGCCUCUUUCGCGGGCUGCACCGCCCGCCUGCAGGCCCGGCCGGUCGCGGCGAGGCGAGCAGUGGCCGCCCCCAUCGAGUGCCGGUACCGCGGCAAGGGGACCGACCUGUCGAAGGUAGAGAGCUUCAAGCGCCACACCAACGACACGGGCUCCCCGGAGGUCCAGGUCGCGAAGAUGACGGCGCGCAUCACCCAGCUCACUGCGCACCUGAAGGAGCACAAGAAGGACUACUCGUCGCGCAGGGGUCUGGAGACGAUUCUGGGACAGCGGAAGCGGCUGAUGGCGUACAUGUUCCGCACGGACAAGGAGGCGUACGCGCGCAUGGUGACGGAGCUCGGGAUCAAGGACAAGCUCUCCAUCGCCGCCGAGUGA
Pedinophyceae sp. YPF-701 is the source of this 396-nucleotide messenger RNA. The record is from the annotation of a GenBank genome assembly. NCBI's taxonomy places the organism in Eukaryota, Viridiplantae, Chlorophyta, Pedinophyceae.